Molecule: messenger RNA, 1385 nt
Organism: Pectinophora gossypiella (pink bollworm)
Lineage: Eukaryota; Metazoa; Arthropoda; Insecta; Lepidoptera; Gelechiidae
Gene: Tsp68C
Product: tetraspanin-1
Exons: 5
Coding region: 107-1093 (328 amino acids)
Cellular component (GO): membrane
Source: RefSeq, a predicted model, not a curated record
GUACCAACGCGUAUUGUCAUCGCGUAGCUUUCGUAAUUUCUUCCGCACAAAUACUAUUAUUGCUUAAUAUAAAUUAUUAAUCCCGUUAUUUGUAAUAAGUGUCAUAAUGAAGUGCAAAAAUGCAGCGAGUGCUAAAGUGUUAUUCGGAUUUUUCAACACUAUAUUCUUUGCCUGCGGAUUCCUAGAAGUGGUGUGUGGCUUCCUCCUCCUGUGCGAUACGCAGCGUGUCCUGCUGUCGCGGCUGCUGGCGGCGCCAGACGCCGGGCUGGCGCACCCGCCCUUCUACUACCUGGCACUGGCGCUACUCGCCGCGGGGCUGGCCAUGUGCGCCACCUCCGCGCUUGGCUGCUGGGCCACUUACAUGCCUGGAUAUUUCAUAUUGACUAUUUACUUCCUGGCGGUGCUGGCGCUACUGCUGUGGGAGUGUGCGGGCGGCGUGGUGGCGGCGGUGUGGCCCCGCUGCGUGGGGCUGCACAGCGCGGCGGGGGGCGCGGCCGCCGCGCUGCAGGCCUACUACGCCGUGCCCGACUACGAGCAGUUCACGGCUUCUGUCGACCUCGCGCAGACACAGCUGGAGUGCUGCGGCAUAACGGACGCGCGCAACUACGACAUGUCGCUGUGGCAGCUGCGGCGGCUCGGCCCCCGCGGCAUGGCCGUGCCGCCCAGCUGCUGCGUGCAGCGCGCCGGGCUCGUGUCGCACCUCAACCCGGCGCCGCUCAACAACUCCCGCUGCCAGGAGCUCACGCCUGACCCACACUACAGAUACAUACCUGGUUGCAUCGGGAAACUAGAAGACUGGUACCAGCAGCAGUACAUCGUAUUCAUGAUGGCACUAUUCGUCGUGGCUCUAUUCAAGUUGGGCAUACUCCUCAGCACUGUGUUCGCCUGUAUUCGCCUCAGGAAACGCAGACAGGACGUCCAUUCGUUCAUCAUGAAAUCCUUGGACAACAAGCAUGAGAACUUCUACGAUAGCAAGAUGGGCACCCUACAUGAGGAGCCGAUAAUGGCUAAGUACAUCCAGCCGAACAACUUCUACAGCCCGCGCGUGCGCAACCCGAGGAUCUUCCCUACCAAGCCCAAUGAGAUGGUAUGAGAAUUAGCAGCGGAGAUAAAUGCUUUAGAGAGGAAACUGGAGAAGUUCUCCGACUAUUUAUAUAAGCACCAAGCUGAUUCCAUUAUGUGGUGAUCAAUAUUGAUAAUAGCAUGGUAUAAGAAAACCAGGUACGCUCAAUCCUAUGAAAAGCCGCCAUUGCUAGCCGUCUGAAGACGUAAAUGUUACCACUGUGUUACCAUUAAAUUGGUAUCUCCAACAUUCCAAGGACGUAAAUUUUAUUAUUGAAAUUUAAAUGAAAUAUUGACUAAUGUAUUUAAUAACUAUCACUUGU